CAAAAAGUACAGGUGAUUACAGUAUCUAUCAGGAGACAGGGGACACGGUGAAAACAAUGGAGGAGGAGGACACGUUGAAAGAAAAAGGAAAGCGGAAUGAAAGACGGAUAAGGGAGAUGGAAGGAGAAGGAGAAAAAGAAUUCCAGAAAGUUGAGGCAGAAAACAUGGUAGAAGAUACAGAGAAGGUAAAGACAAUAGAGAUGGAGGUGAAGAAAGAGGAAGAAGGGAUGAGAAUGCUGGAAGAGAGAGUGAAAGAGCAGCAGAAGAUGAGGAGAGAAAUGCAGAAAAAAACAAAGGAAGAAAAAUUAUUGAAGGAGAUGGUAGAAGAAGCAAUAGAACGGAAGAGAAAGCUGAGAGAGAUGGAGAAUAGAGCAAAGGAGAUAGGAAGAGGACCGAAGAAGGUGGUAGAGAAAAUGAGAGAACAGGAGCGAAUGCACAGAGAAAUGGGGGACACAGAAAGCCACACGUACACGGACUCGGACGAUUCUUGGAUGGAGGAGGAUGAGGAUAAGGAAGCACUCAAGAGACAAGAAGAAAUAACAAAGCUUAAAGAGAAGAUAUCUCUGGAGGGCCAAAGGAUAGCACAAAUACAGAGAGAGGCUAAGGUGAGAGACGAGGAGAGAAAGAAGAGAGAAAUUGAACAAAGAGCAAGAGAGGAGGAGAGAAAGAAGAGAGAGACUGAACGAAAAGAACAAUUAAGAAAUGCGGAAAGGGAAAAGAGAAGAUGGGAAGAAGAGGAGCGGCUGAGAAAUGAGAGCUGCUGGCGGAUAGGAAGGGAAAUGUUUGAGGAUUUCUAUACUUUUUGCGUAGAAACAUAUUUACUGCAAAGGAUGAUGAAGAGAGAAGAAAAAAUGAGAAAGAAAGCGGAGAAGGAGGAAAUAUUGAGAGAAAAGGCAAGAGAGAAGAGAUACCGUUGAGAGAGGCAGAAUAAAAGCAACAGAGCAAGAGAGCAAUGGAGGAAGAAA
Sardina pilchardus (European sardine) is the source of this 965-nucleotide messenger RNA. RefSeq names its product golgin subfamily A member 6-like protein 22. The coding region runs from base 57 to 917 and encodes 286 amino acids. The record is from RefSeq and is a predicted model, not a curated record. The transcript has 2 exons. Lineage: Eukaryota; Metazoa; Chordata; Actinopteri; Clupeiformes; Clupeidae.